UUGGAGGAUAUCAUCGAUUCGUUGAAGCGAGGGAACGUGUUUUCGUUGAUUGAUGCGAUGGCGAUUUUACAAGCGGCGACGGUGCGGUUCGCGGAGGAAGAGAGCGUGAAUUACGUGAACGCCGAGCCGGGUGGAUCCGUCGUCGUCGUGGGCGAUUUGCACGGACAGUUGCACGAUUUGCUCUUCGUGCUGAAAGAGCGAGGGAUGCCGUCGGAUAAGGUGAAGUACGUGUUCAACGGAGACUUGGUGGAUCGAGGUAAUCACGGGUGCGAAAUCGCGCUGUUGUUGUGCGCGCUGAAGCUCGCGUCGCCGCGGUGCGUGUUCAUCAACCGCGGCAACCACGAAGAAGCGUUCAUCAACAUUUACAGCGGCUUCGAGGAGGAGUGUCUACAAAAGUACGAUCAUAAAGUAUUCCAGAUGUUCCAAAGUUGCUUCGAUUGGUUACCGUACGCGUGCGUGGUGAAUGAGUCCGUGUUUGUCAUCCACGGCGGCCCGCCGUGCGACGAGGGGGCGACGGUGGAUGAAGUGCGAACUUUACCGCGAGGGGCGGAGAGCGCGCGCGUGUCGGUGGACAAAAGGCGCGUGGGAUGGUACAAAGAACUUGUUUGGAGCGAUCCGCAUCCCGAGGCUACGUUCAUAGGCAGCGUGCCUUCGCAUCGCGGCGCUGGUGUACUUUGGGGCAAAGACGUCUCGGAAAGAUUUCUGCAGAAAAACAAAUUAGAAGUCAUCAUCCGCUCCCAUCAGUGCGUGGCCGGCGGUGUCGAGACGUGCCACGGCGGCAAGGUGUUUACGCUGUUCUCCGCGUCUAGAUAUUGCGGUACUGGCGAGAAUAAAGGGGCUAUUUUAUCACUC
Ostreococcus lucimarinus CCE9901 is the source of this 852-nucleotide messenger RNA. RefSeq lists its product with no specific name. NCBI's taxonomy places the organism in Eukaryota, Viridiplantae, Chlorophyta, Mamiellophyceae, Mamiellales, Bathycoccaceae. Gene Ontology annotation, molecular function: protein serine/threonine phosphatase activity. The annotation marks the transcript as partial. Gene Ontology annotation, cellular component: nucleus; cytosol. The transcript has a single exon. The record is from RefSeq and is a predicted model, not a curated record.